UUACCUUCAAUGCAUCUUUAGAUGCUAUCAUUUCCAGUAGAACCAGCAAUACAAAUACUAUGGUGCUAGCAUGGACAAAAAAAAUAAAAAAUCAUCUUAAAAUGACAUUCUUCAACAUUGCCCAGGGCAUUCAUGCUUUUGAUUACCACUCUUGGCUCAAUUUAAUAGCAACUGCUGGAAUUAACAAUAAAGUUUGCCUUUGGAAUCCCUAUGUUGUCUCUAAACCAGUGGGUGUCCUUUGGGAUCACUCAGCCAGUGUAAUAGCCAUCCAAUUCUUUGCUGAGAGAAAACAACUUUUCAGCUUCUCCAAAGAUAAAGUUUUGAGACUCUGGGAUAUUCGACACCAGCUGUCCAUCCAGAGGAUAGCUUGUUCUUUCCCCAAAAGUCAGGACUUCAGAUGCCUCUUCCACUUUGAUGAAGCCCACGGACGACUUUUUAUCUAAUUUAAUAACCAGCUGGCACUGCUGGCGAUGAAAAGUGAAGCUAGCAAGAGUGUGAAAAGCCACGAGAAAGCAGUCACCUGUGUUCUGUACAAUUCGGUCCUGAAGCAGGUUAUCAGCUCUGAUGUGGGGUCUACUGUUUCCUUCUGGCUGAUAGACACUGGGCAGAAAAUCAAACAGUUUACUGGUUGCCAUGGCAAUGCAGAAAUCAGCACUAUGGCCCUUGAUGUAAAUGAGACACGGCUUUUGACUGGCAGCACAGAUGGAACUGUAAAGAUAUGGGACUUCAAUGGAUAUUGUCACCACACACUAAACAUUGGGCAAGAUGGAGCUGUAGAUAUUUCACAAAUCCUGGUUCUUAAGAAGACAAUAUUGGUUACAGGCUGGGAGAGGUGAUAUGCUUCGUGCAAAACUGGAGGAAGGGCUAUUACUGUGUUUCGACCCCAGAACUUCAAUCAAUUUUUCAUCCAGCCUGAGGAGUGGAAAGGAGGAGCUCAGCACCAUGAUAACAUCUUGUGUGCUGCAUUUUUACCUCCGCAAACUCUAGUUACAGGGAGUUAUAAUGGAGAAAUUCUUCUGUGGAACAAUAGCACAGCAAAUGCUCACUGUGUGGUUCAACCUGAUUACCAGAGGCCACUAAAAUCAAAAUCAGAUACACAACCUCAAAAGCUUCUCAGUGCUGGGAGGAGCUACUUCAUCCACCCCAAGGCAGACCAGGCUACCCUGGGAGCCCUCACCUUUGAGACUGACACCAAGGGAAAUAAUGCUGUUAUGAGACUUUGCUUCCUUGAAGCAAGAAAAAAUAUUGCAGUGACAGGAGGAGCUAACCUGGUAUCACGUGAAGGAUCUGGUUAUGUCAGAUUCUGGAAUACAGCAAAGCAUUGGCAUAUUGAAAACUGUCUUUCUCCUCCCAAAAGAGAUACUAAUUUAAUCGAAAGUGAGAUCCAAGUGGGAAGCUUGAGAGUAAUUCCUUUAUUUUCUAAGGAAGAAUCACAUUUAGACCCAACGAAACAUUCUCUGCUUAAUAUGAAAAACAAAGAUGAUUCAACAUGCCACGUCCGACCAUCAGAAGACAUAAAUUUAGAUAUGAAAUAUAAGAAAAGAAAUACCUGUAAGAAAAAAACACAUAAACUUUACAGUGGUGAAGUUAUAGAAAAAUCAUCCAGUGCAUUUAGGUCAUUAAGCAUCAGCCCCCUGAAAGAGGUGCCUGAAGUGAAUAAACCUACUUUUUUUCUAGACCCUGAGAAAUACUUUAAGGAAGAGCCGGGGGAGGAGUAUCCUCAAAUUCCAGAGCAUCCAUUGCUUUCUGAAACUUUGAAAGCUGUAUUUGAUGAGAAAAACCUGUUUUCCAAAGAAAAUUCUGGAUUAUGA
Galeopterus variegatus (Sunda flying lemur) is the source of this 1811-nucleotide messenger RNA. Its product is annotated as WD repeat-containing protein 49-like. Gene Ontology annotation, molecular function: protein binding. NCBI's taxonomy places the organism in Eukaryota, Metazoa, Chordata, Mammalia, Dermoptera, Cynocephalidae. The record is from RefSeq and is a predicted model, not a curated record.